This is a messenger RNA of Callorhinchus milii (elephant shark), 1758 nucleotides long. Its product is annotated as STKc_p38 domain-containing protein. Bases 92 to 1171 code for a protein of 359 amino acids. Gene Ontology annotation, biological process: intracellular signal transduction; protein phosphorylation. Gene Ontology annotation, molecular function: ATP binding; MAP kinase activity. Gene Ontology annotation, cellular component: nucleus; cytoplasm. The transcript is spliced from 12 exons. The record is from RefSeq and is a predicted model, not a curated record. Lineage: Eukaryota; Metazoa; Chordata; Chondrichthyes; Chimaeriformes; Callorhinchidae.
GGGCUGAGCCUGUGAAAUGGACCAGGUGAUAUUUACCUGAGGCUGUAAAUCACAGUCGCCAGGUAAACCAGAGAGAGAGCAAAGUGGGGACAUGGGGACUCCAGGGAGGAAAGGAUUUUACAAGCAAGACAUCAACACAACGACUUGGGAAGUGCUGGAGAGAUACACCAACCUGACUCCCAUCGGAUCGGGGGCAUACGGGAGCGUGUGUUCGGCCGUGGACAGGAAGACGGGGGAGAAGGUGGCUGUGAAGAAGCUGCACCGACCAUUCCAGUCGCUGCUCCACGCCAAGCGGGCGUACCGGGAGCUCCGGCUCCUCAAGCACAUCACACAGGAGAACGUCAUCAGUUUGCUGAAUGUCUUCACGCCAGAUGACUCUUUGAAGGCGUUCCAGAGCUUUUACAUGGUGAUGCCCUUCGUCGCUCGGGAUCUCAAACACAUCAUGAAGAAAGAGAAACUGACUGAGAACGUGAUGGUUUUCUUCCUGUACCAAAUCCUCCGGGGUCUCAAGUACAUCCACUCUGCUGGGAUUGUGCACAGGGAUCUGAAACCUGGUAAUCUGGCCGUGAACCAGAAUUGUGAAUUAAAGAUCUUAGACUUUGGAUUGGCACGUCACACAGAGGCCGAGAUGACAGGCUAUGUUGUCACCCGCUGGUACAGGUCCCCUGAGGUUAUUCUCAACUGGAUGCACUACACCCAUGCAGUGGACAUCUGGUCGGUGGGAUGCAUCCUGGCUGAGAUGGCCACUAGCCGGGUUCUCUUCCCAGGAUCUGACCAUUUUGAUCAGCUGAAAAAGAUCUUGGAUGUGACGGGGAAGCCGCCACAAUACCUCAUUGACAAGAUGCAGAGCAAGGAUGCCAGAGACUACAUCAGUGCCCUGCCCCCGCGGGAGAAAAAACAUUUUCAGCAGGUGUUCCCCACAAUGAAAAAGCAAGCUGUGGAUCUGCUGGAAAAAAUGUUGCAUCUGGAUCCUGACAAGAGAGUAACGGCAAGCGAUGCACUGGCCCACGUGUACCUGAGCGAGCACCAUGAUCCCGACAGUGAGCCCGUAGCCGAACCCUACGAUGAUUCCUUCGAGAGUCUGAACCUGAAUGUGGAGGACUGGAAAAGUCUUCUUCACCUGGAGAUCACAACCUUUGACCCCGGGAAUCCCAGACAAAUGGCAACCUGAUGGGCUGAGUUUACCUGUGUGACGUGAGGAGUGCUAGUGAUGGGCAGGGCUUCCUCAUUCAUUCCAGAUUCUACACAGACACAGCCAGUGUGUAACUCUCUCUACACACACAAACACAGCCAUCGGUGUAACUCUCUACACACACACACAGCCAUUGGUGUAACUCUCAACACCACACAGCAAGUGUGUAACUCUCUACACACACACAGCCAUUGGUGUAACUCUCUACACCACACAGCCAGUGUCACAAGCUUGUAUUGUAUUUAACAAAGCAGUGAUUGUGAGCAAAACACAGUAAACUGUCUGACUGUAUGCACACUUGGAUCAAUGAGCGCAAAGGACGUAAAGUUUGUAAUAACAUCAGCUCAAUCUUCACCUGUAGUAACCAGCCACAACCCAUCAGUACAGCCACUGAUGGGAAAGGUUUGUAUCUGGUACGAGCGGCCACACCUGUAACAUUUGAGGAUGUAACUGACUCCAGGAAUUGCUUCCUCUUUCCUUCAGUAACUGCUCUGCCUGUGUCCUGUAUUAUGGUCAUGUUAUAUGUUCUGGUGCUGCAACCAACUUUAAUAAACAUUUGGAGAUUA